Spodoptera frugiperda (fall armyworm) is the source of this 5355-nucleotide messenger RNA. RefSeq lists its product as uncharacterized. The record is from RefSeq and is a predicted model, not a curated record. The transcript has 4 exons. Bases 89 to 1336 code for a protein of 415 amino acids. NCBI's taxonomy places the organism in Eukaryota, Metazoa, Arthropoda, Insecta, Lepidoptera, Noctuidae. Gene Ontology annotation, molecular function: protein binding.
UAUUUGAAUAGUUGUUAAUUUACGUUUUAUUGAUCAAACAUUUUCAACGUUAUAAAAAAUCUAUAACAAUUAUUUAUUUGUAUUAAUAAUGUCGGAAGAAUCAAAUACACCUGUGGCUUUGAAUAUUUAUGAAGAGGCAUUAAACGAAGAUACUACGUGGGAUCUUUCAUCUCAGGGACUAGAAGAAGUGCCUGAACUUACAAAUCGGUACUUGAGUGCUCUCUACUUACAAAACAAUGCUAUAACAACUUUACCUAGUGAUAUCUUCACUACUUUAAAACAUCUCAAGUAUUUAGACUUAAGAGAUAACCAGUUAACUGAUAUACCAGCAUCUAUAAAACUGCACCACAAUCUCUCGCAUUUGUUGUUACAAAAUAAUAAACUGACAACACUACCGAACGAAUUGGGAACUGUUCCAAACUUGAAAGUUCUCCAAUUAGGCGGGAAUCCGCUCAUGUACCCGCCGAGAGAGAUAAUCAACGCGGGAGUUUCAAGUGUGAAAAAGUUUCUUAACGAACAAUUUAUAAAUGAAAUGUUUGCGAAUGAUGCUUCGUCGGACAUCACCGGAGAUUCGGUAAGCUCUAACGGAUUUUACCCUGAACACUUUAGCCAAGAUGGUCGAAGCUACAAUUCCGUUCUGGACGAAGCUAAAUUGAAGAAGGCGAUGCGUAUACGUGUCAAUGAAAGGGACUCGGAUGAUUCUGAUGAAGAAAAGUAUGCUAAAUUAAAAGGGAAAUGUCCGAAAUUGGCCAAGAGUCGCAGUACUAUACCAACUCAUUACCAGAGUUCGAAAUAUGUGCAGCCAUCGAGGUCAGAUGGGAAAAUGGUAUUUGAGGAGAAAAUAAAGGAGAGCUACAUGAAAGAUUUGGCUCUAAAGAAACACAAAGACUUGUUAGAAUCCAUGGAGAAGAUUUUGCAGGGAAGAAAAAACCUCGAGCAAUUGAAAAACUGGCGCUCUGAUUACAGAAUGGGUAAAUUUCCGAAAAAUGGCUCUUACAAAAUUGAUUCAAAUAAUUAUCCUUACGAUACAAAUCCAGACUAUAUGUCUAUUUUAAAUAGAGAUGACAUAGAAAAAGAUUUACCUGACAAAUAUAGGAAGAAGUUGGUACGAAGGAGUAAGCCUACGGUGCCUAGAAAGAGUAACAAUGAUGUCCAUUUGGCUCUGAAGAUAAAACAACUGUUCGACAAUUUGGAGUCUAUAGAAUUGAAUAGAAAAGAUAUGACGCCGAGAACUGAGCAGAAGAUGCUGCUGAAUGAAAUACAGAAGAUCUCCGAAAUAAGGCAGAAACUAAUGGAACUAUCAACGACCAACUCCAAAACUGUGGAAGUAGACUAGCUAACAUUUUUUGGAAAUUUUGUUUUUAGUAUCAAGUAAUACGAGUAAUAUUGCUAGUACUUUGUAGACAUUUUCGAAAAUAAAAUACAAUUUGAAUUUUUUAAACUUUUUAUUACCGAUUUAUCGUCAAUAUCGCCAGCUUCAUAAUGAAACGAAUAAAUAACACAAUAUGAUAUUAUAUUAAUGCUAAAAUAAUAAAAAAAACAUGGUUACACACAAUUUAAGCUGUUUAAAAGUACUUAGCCGUAACACAUAAGGUUGAUAGUCGUUUGGCAACUUUGCCCAGAUAAAUACAUAACAGUAUUAGGUGGACGAUGCUGACAAAUGACUUAGAAAUAACUAAAUAUAAAGGAACAUUACAAUUUGUAUUAUUUUAACAUUUAUUUUAUUUUAGACAUACAAAACUUCUUAAUUAGUGACUACAAAAUUUCGAAAAUCUACUUCUUCAUUUAUUAGAAUUACAAAAAAGUAUCGAACGAUUCGCAAAAAUCGGUUUUUUAUUUAUAUUAAUACUUAAUACUGAAGCGCUGAAAGCAAUUGACGAUACAAAACCAUUAAAAUAUCAAAUCAUUCAUCUUACCACUAAAGAUAUAGAAAGCAAAAUUAAAUGCAAAAUUGUGCAAUAAAAUACUAUAGGACAAUAACAUUCUGCUUAAAUCAUAAUAAUGUAUCAAUAAUCAUAUUAUACGUAUUGCAAUAAUAACUAUCCACCAUACUCAGUCAUUUAAUGGUUACUUAAACCAGUCCUUAGCAAUUGUUUUCCAUACAAAAUCGUUACUAAGGAUUAGUUUAAGUAGGUAAUCAUUAAAUGACUCUGAGUACGGCAGUUUGUCUAUAUGCCAAACUAAUUGUGAUUUAUAACAUAACAAAUUAAAGUGAGAUUGUCAUUAAAAUGAAUAUUCAAAUGAUUAAAAUUCUCCAACUUUACAUUUAUAGAAUAACUUCCCGCCAUUACACGACAGAUAAACUAUUUAGACCACAGAUUCAGAAUGUGACAGAGUCUAUGAAAAAAAAAGUAGAAAAAGCAAACACACUGCUUUGACCAAUUACUAUAUUAAUGUUUAUUUUUCAUUAUUUCACAUUCAUUACUUUUGGCAAACAAAUUAGAUUUUAUCACAUUUUGACUCUGAUUUACACUAACAUUUCUAUACACGCAUGUAUUAUUGAAACUAUAAUUUUAAUUAUACAAUAUUUAUAUUGCUUAGUGCUUAUAAAUGUACAAAAUUAAAGGACCACUUGAAAAACUACGACACUAGGGCUAAAAUAGAAACAUAAUCUUGUCUUUACCAAUAGUUCCCUUAGUAUGAGUUUGCUUUGAAUGAAAACUAAACGAGAGCGCGUUCGGCGCUCUGAUUGGCCGUUGCGAAUGAACCAACCAAUCAUAGCACUGAACGCGAUCUCGUUAAACAUAAAACAAACUCGUACUAAGACCUCUGUUCAAAAAAGGUCGCAAUGAUAAUAGUUUUUAUUCUUCUCCAUAAGAUUAUACAACUUCAAAUAUGUCUUCGCUAGGUAGUUACUGCUUAGUACGCAUAGAAAGGUCAUCCCAAUAUCAUCAUUUUUUUAUCUCUCGCUUGUAGAUAUUAUUUUCUAUACAGAUAGUUGAUCUAUCAUCCCAACUCAGUAGAAACAAAGAGCGAUUAGAAAUGAAAAGCAACGGCGAGCACCGUUUAAAGGUAAGCAUUCACAGAGCCGCAUCAAACUCAUCGGACGGAUCGCAUCAAACGGAUUUUUUAUACAAGACAAGCUAAAAUCCGUUGCGUCCGAUGCGGGCUUAUCGCUUACCUUAAACGUGUCUGCUUUAUGAUUUAAGUAAAUGGUAUUUCAAAGAAUGCGUAUGGGAAUUGUUAUAUACAGGAUGUAAACGGAACGCUCUUACUACUUAAUUUUAACAAAAAUGAUGAUGUUCCCUUAACAAAAUUACCUUAUCUAGCCUUAAGUUUAUCCUAGGCCUUUAAUUAUCUUAUUUUUACAGUUGAAUCUGACUAUUUACUAGUCAAUCUUGAGUUCUUAAUGACAUUUUUGUAUGACAAUUUCAAACGGAAUUUUAUAACCGACUUCAAAUAAAGAAGUAUACAAGACAUUAUGAGCUCAGUGUUCAAAACUCAGAAACAUUUUUGAAAUCACAACCUAGAAAUUAAAGGUGUAACUAUUAAUUAUUCAACUCGAUUGAAAAUAUAUUAGCUGCCAAUUUUAAACAUACAUGGCGCAAAGAUUUGCACAGGAAAAGGUAGAAGAGAAUAGAUUCAAGACACGUACGCAGUAAAAGAAGAAAUGCUUUAAAAUAAAAUGAAAACCAGAACACAUCUGAGAAACAAUGCAUUAAGUAGGUACUUUGCGCACAACAGCUGCGCAAAAUCAGACCGACAACAAGCCUCUAUUAUGUAUAAAAUCCGUGAAACGUAAUCAAAAUGAGUUCAGCAGUUUCCGAGAUUACUACUAUCUAACGAUACAUAUCACAAGACACGCCGAUACCUUACACGGUCACUUACUCAGUCUUUACCAAAACUUGACUAGGAUUGCUCCAAAUUCACAUACAAAAUAAUACAUAUUUAAUCUUUUAAAUGCAUUUACGUCUCUAUGUACCAUGAAAUAAAUCAGUACCCUUAGUACGAGUUUGCAUUACGUUGAACGAAAACGAAACGAGAGCGCGUUCGGCGCUCUGAUUGGCCGGUGCGAAUGUACCAACCAAUUAGAGCGCGCGUAAAACAAACUCAUACUAAGCCCUGAGGGCUACUGCGAUUUUAAAAGGUUCAAUAUAAAAUAUUUUGCAUGUGCACACAACUUUUCCCGCGUGUUAUUUUUGAUUAAAAUAUCUUCUAAAAUAUAUAAUAAAACUGCUUACAAUUUCACUAAUUACUAUUUCCACACACACACUUAUAUGAAUUCGUACGAAUUCUUAGAUUGCUUCACUUAUAGGAAAAGAUAGACGAGUCAACUUACUCCCUCGCUCCAAUAUUUCAAAUUACAAAUUACUUUAAAAGAUUUUAAAUUUUAUUACAAAACCAUAAAGUCGGAAAUCCAUCAAAGCAUAAUUUAUUUGACAAAUAGGAGUUUAAAUCUAAUCAGAAAUUAUAUUCAUAAGUAAAUAAUACAUGAACAAUUUUCUCUACAAUAUUUCACUAAUUACAUUACAUUAAAAUCAGAAUUACUAGCAAAAAGAUUCUACAUUUUUAACAAAUUAAUACGACCAACUUAUGUAUGGGUGCGGCAAAAACUAGAACUAUUAAGGAUCAAUACAAAAUGGCAGUAUCAAAAUUAUUUACGAAGAAACUAGCGCCGUUGUCAGGUGCAUAGUUAAGUUAGUUUUAGGGAGGCGUUGCGACGGUAAAAUAAGCUUAAAGGACUAUGACAUACGGAUGAAAACGGCAUGCUGAAAACUGAUUUUAGUGGUCAAGCUUCUUUGGCAUACGGUUUUCAUCCGUAUACCAUAGAAAUUAAGGUUUAUUUUAAAUUGCUUAAUUCUCAGUAACCUCGCCGCGCCUCCGCCGGUUUUCGCUUAGCCUUAAUUGCUACAUUACAUUGCUUGAAUACAUUUUACUAUCUACAUUAUUUUUAUAACGAUGGAAGCCAAAAUAUUAAUGAAUUGGCAACCUUUUACUAACAUCCUAAUGCAAUACCAAUUUUACCCGACUGCAAAAAUAAAGGAUUAUUCUAUCUUUUAACAUUUUCUUCUACAACUCAUUUUCUAUACAUAAAGUUAACGUUUUUGUUAUAAUUGUAAAUUAUAAUGUGAUAAAAUCGAAAACAGACAGAAUUAGAAAGUUCAAGUUACGAAUGAAAAUAUAGCGUAUAGGCAGGCGUGCUCCAUCGUUAGCCGUAUCAUUACUUAUUAGCACAGUUAGUAGUCAAAGAUCGGUCAAAGAAAGAAAUAAAAAACGCACCCUUUUCUUGCAACAAAUUAGCAUAGAAGAGAUAUUAUAUAGACUUAAGUUAAACUCUUUUUUAUUCCAAUUUUCAACCCAAUAUUGAACUUACACUUAUGAUAGGAAAGUAGUUUAGAUAACUUUACAAAUCAU